GUUUGUUGCGAACCAAAACAGACGACAUAACCUUGGAACUCCUAUCGAUAUCCCGCCUGUACGUUCAGAUAGCUUAGCGAAUAUACCAUAUCUUGAUUCGGCAUGACAUUACAGUUUAGCUUCUGCCAAUACUGAUUGUAUUUUUUCCCGGUUUAUCUUCACUUCCCUACGUGCCACCCCCGUCUCAGCAACCAUGCCUCGAGUCGUCAACCCCCCGCAAAAGAAUAAUCGGCGCGGGUCUUCCAAACAGGCCACAACGCCGCACAAGAAUUCUCCGAUGAAGAUUCCACUAAAUGACGAUGCGGGCGAGAAAGUUGCGCGCUUUCAAUCCCGACAGGCCCUCCAUGAUCUCCAAAUGAAUCAGAUCAAAGCGGCGGUCAAGACGCCCAUGCCACCCAUGCGCAAGAUCAACAACUACGACCGAGCAUCGAGUAGCAGCCCGCGAACGCCUCGCGGCUCCAGCGUAAGAGGGGGAGGGAGGGAAACUGAUUCAGGUGGACGGCAAAUCGUCAAUGGCAGAGCAGUAACGCCUAUGAAACGAGUACCUAUCUUAGCGAAUUUCGAAGAGUGGAUGAAGAUGGCCACGGAUAAUAAAAUUAACGCGGCGAAUUCGUGGAACUUUGCGCUCAUUGACUACUUCCAUGACAUGUCACUACUAAAGGAAGGCGACGGGGUUAAUUUCCAGAAGGCCAGUUGCACGCUUGAUGGAUGUGUGAAAAUCUACACUAGUCGAGUUGACAGUGUUGCGACUGAAACCGGCAAGUUGCUCAGCGGGUUGGCGGAUAGCAAUAAUAAGAAAAGACAGCAAGAUGAGGGCGAAAGCGGUGAGGGUGAUGAAGAUGAUGAGGAGGAGACUGGGGAGGAUGGAGUGACACGAAAGAAGCAGAAGAAGACACGAUCACACGAAAAUACCUUGGCACCUUCGUUUUCUUCCCUCCAAUUGAAGAAGUUUGAAUUGGAGUUUUCUGUGGAUCCUUUAUUCAAGAAAGCUUCGGCCGAUUUCGACGAAGGUGGAGCAAAGGGACUUCUUCUGAACCACCUUUCAAUCGAUGGCACUGGUAGGAUUGUAUUCGACAGCAGCGACGAUGCCGGAGAUGCCACAGCAGAUGGUGAUUGGAACUCUGGAAAGGAUGACCGAGAAGGAACGGCAGAGACGGAUGCACUUCCGUCGCCGUCACCCGCACCACAAAAUAAUGAUUGGGACGACGAAAAUGUUGAAAUUGACCUUGGACCGCUAGCGAACAAAUUCUUUUCAAGCCUUGAUAUCCUUGAUGAGCAAGAUAUCUGCCCCUCUCUGAAAGAUUUUGAUCUUGGGGACCCAAGUGGCUCACUCGAUAUUCCUUUCCUACGUGCGCCUGAUGAUUGGCGACAGGACAAAUCGCAGCUCGAACCAGGGGUUGGUGAAGCAUCUGGGAUUAUGCUAGAUGAUGAUAUCGCUGUCGGAUUUGAUGAUGACGAUGCAACCAUUACAGGUUUUGAUCUUGGAGGUGACACUGGCUUCGGUGAAGGUGGUGAGGCGUGGGCUAGGGACGCUGCUCUCGAGCCUAUGCUGAAAGUCCACCGCAUCGAUGAUGGUGAUGAGGGCAUGGAUUCUGAUUCUAAUGAUCCGUAUACUAUUUCUCUUUCACAUCAACCGGCUGCUAAAGAGCAUGACAACAUUCUCAGCUAUUUUGACAAUGCUUUACAGAAAAAUUGGGCCGGACCCGAGCACUGGAAAAUCAGACGCAUCAAGGAAGCAACUAGCACAACUAAUGCCGCUCCUCGGAUACGCAAAGAAAAGGAACCCUUUGAAAUCGAUUUUGCUUCGCCCCUUGACCCUACUCUGGCAGAAAUGAUCUAUACCCAAUCAUCUUCUAACUCCGCUAUCUCCCUGCCCAAAACACAAUGGAAGACCAAGGGUAGAAACCUUCUUCCUGACGACAAACAUUUUAAUUCACGAGAACUACUUCGAUUAUUCCUGAAACCAAAGGCCAGAAUGGGCUUCAAAUCUCUUGCGAGAGGUCGACAAAUUAGAAACCAGCAAAAUCUCUCAAACAACAGCGAGAUGAAUGAGGCAUUCUGGGCUGCACACAAACCUGGCGCUGAGCAAACCAGCAUAGAUGAUAGUGCUGCUCCUACGGGUGCUUAUGACGCCAACUUCUUUGCAGAUGAUGAGGGUCUAGCCUUCCCACAUGGGCUUCCCGUGGGGCCUGAUGAUGAUGACGAUAACAUGCCGUUCGCCGAUGCAAGAGAAGCAUUCUCGCCUACUAUGGACCCUAAUGCUCGCCCAAGCACGUCUGCAGGUGAACCAGGCGGUCUCUCCGGACUCACUGCUUUAUUACAUGCUGCUGCAACCCCAGGAGGAGCGCUUGCUGGUGGUUUCGGUUCUCAACUUGUUACUCAAGGCGGUCGAAGAGUGCGGCCCGAUUACGUUGCUUACGCUAGAGUGGCGAAGAAAGUUGACGUACGCCGGUUAAAGGAAGAAAUGUGGAAAGGCAUGGGUGAUCGAUUAAUCGAUUCAUCAGCGUUCAGCUCUUCAUCGCCUUCGGCAGCGGUAACGUCGUUAGACUUGCCGAAAGAUGCGGAAGCUCCACCACCCUCAUCUACAGAAACGCCGGAUCCGACGGAAGAUGAUGUAGGCGCGGAUGGCAAUAGCCUUCGAUUCACAUCCGUGAUGCAGGGCCUCAAAACAGCAUAUCCCGAACAAGCGUUACGCGACAUUAGUACAUCAUAUUGUUUCAUCUGCUUACUUCACCUAGCUAAUGAAAAGGGCCUUGUGCUGGAAAAUAAAGGUGGCAUUGAUGGAUGGCAGGGUAACGGACUAGAGGAAAUUUACGUGACGAAGGACCCAGGCGCUGUUAUUGAAGGAGAGGCCUAGAGUGUCGACAUCCAAUACCCAAUCCUCGCGCGUCACCCAAAUGGGGAGGCGUGGGUGUGCCUUGUUUUUCAUUCUUUCGCGCUUCAUGGCACAAUUCUUAUGGUAGACUGGUUGACUUUUUGGUGCUGUGGUUGGUUUGGUAUUAAUAGCGCAUGGGGAUUGGUGCCUUCUUAGGUGGAUUGAGGUCUUAUAAUACUAUUAUUUUCUAUUAUUCCUUUGAGAUGUUUGGUUUGUUACGGUUUUCCUUGGCUUGACUUUUGAACUCUUUUAUUUUGGCUUGUUUUUGGUGUUGCUGGCGCUGAAUAGCUUUGUGUUGCUGCACUUCUGUGAUUUUCCCAAGUAUAGCUGCUAUUUUUUACCCAUGUUUUCUACCACAUUUACUCAAACUGACCGUGAGUUUCUGAACGUAUUUCGAGAAAUAAGUAGUUAAAAGGGCUGCAUACACGAAUCGUGUGAGCAACCACUUCACUUGAUGUAGUUCCUCGCGUACCCCCCCGGAUAUCAUACGGGGAAAUUCGAUCAUUUUUUGGGUGUUCCAAUUUUAGCUUGGAGGUGAGCUGCAAGAAUAAACAUGAACGAAGUGUACAGUAGUUGGAUGUUUGUAGAGCGCCACGACAAGGACUCAUAGAAAUGAGGCAGAGACGUAUUUACUGCUGGUUGAGUGUGAUAGGAGAGAUAGUUAGAAAAAUAUGAUAAAUAAAAGUAGCUCAGCUAAACUGAAAAUAAAAAGAUCUCGGAAGGAAAGAGGUAGAUAGCAUAGUCAGGGUAACUUAGUAGUGGUUCAAGUUCCCAUCAAUCCAUCCAUCCAUCAUUUUAACCG
Molecule: messenger RNA, 3677 nt
Organism: Blastomyces dermatitidis ER-3
Lineage: Eukaryota; Fungi; Ascomycota; Eurotiomycetes; Onygenales; Ajellomycetaceae
Product: condensin complex subunit 2
Exons: 4
Coding region: 194-2857 (887 amino acids)
Biological process (GO): mitotic chromosome condensation
Cellular component (GO): condensin complex
Molecular function (GO): chromatin binding
Source: RefSeq, a predicted model, not a curated record